Molecule: messenger RNA, 1293 nt
Organism: Tympanuchus pallidicinctus (lesser prairie-chicken)
Lineage: Eukaryota; Metazoa; Chordata; Aves; Galliformes; Phasianidae
Gene: MTX2
Product: metaxin 2
Exons: 10
Coding region: 16-1005 (329 amino acids)
Biological process (GO): mitochondrion organization
Cellular component (GO): SAM complex
Source: RefSeq, a predicted model, not a curated record
GCAGCAGAGCCGCAAAUGGCGCCCGCGCGGCGAGCGACGGCCGCGCAAAGCCCCCGCGAGAGCUGGCGGCGGGAGGCGGGCCGGGCGGCGGGGCGUGCCCCGGAUGCACGGCCUUGCGGCGCGGCCCCAGUUCCUGCCUGUGCCCUCAGCCCGGCGGGGCUCGCCCUGCGCAACAUGUCGCUGGUGGCGGAGGCCUUCAUGAACCAGCUGGCCGCCGCAGAGCCUUGGCCUGAAAAUGCUGCGUUGUAUCAGCAGCUGAAGGAAGACCAGAUUUUGCUCUCUGAUAAUGCAGCUUCCCUUGCUGUUCAGGCCUUCUUGCAAAUGUGCAAUCUGCCAGUUCGGGUGGUUUGCAGGGCCAAUGCAGAGUACAUGUCCCCAUCUGGCAAAGUGCCCUUUAUUCAUGUGGGAAACCAAGUAGUAUCUGAACUCGGGCCCAUAGUCCAGUUUGUGAAAGCCAAGGGCCAUUCUCUCAGCGAUGGGUUGGAUGAAGUCCAAAAAGCUGAGAUGAAAGCCUACAUGGAAUUAGUCAAUAAUAUGCUCCUGACAGCGGAGCUCUAUCUGCAGUGGUGUGAUGAUGUUACAGUAGAGGAGAUUACUCACCCAAGAUAUGGCUCUCCUUACCCCUGGCCUCUUAACCGCAUUCUGUCCUAUCAGAAGCAAUGGGAGAUAAGAAGGAAGAUGAAGGCCAUUGGGUGGGCUGGCAAGACGCUCGAACAGGUGCUUGAAGAUGUAGACCAGUGUUGUCAGGCUCUCUCCCAGAGAUUAGGAACACAACCAUAUUUCUUCAAUAAGCAACCAACUGAAUUAGAUGCUCUGGUAUUCGGACAUCUGUUUACAAUCCUUACUACUCAACUAAUCACUGAUGAACUCUCUGAAAAAGUGAAAAACUAUGGUAACCUCACAGCCUUUUGUAGGCGAAUAGAGCAGCAAUACUUUGAAGGUCACGAUAAAGAUAGCCCUGCAACUGCUUCAGCCAGAUGUGCUAAAAGGUCCUUACUGAGAUAAGCGUCUUGUUUGGUGGUCAGGGUGUGCUGCAUUUCUGCUUUGGGUUUUGUUGUUUAUUGAGUUGGUUUUGAAAAUGUUUAUUGAAUUGGUUUUGAAGCUGCCAAAUCAUUCUGAAGCGAGAACUCCUCUCCAAAUGUAGUGUUAGUGUUGUAGAAUACACUGUGCACAUUUAACUUGAAAUGACUGUAUGGGCACCUGGAUUUCAAUAGGCCGCAUGCCACUUACUCUGAAGUGACCUUGAAAGAAUAUUGUGUCUGUACUAAAAAGAAUAAAAUAUUUGUAAAAGUC